Molecule: messenger RNA, 1709 nt
Organism: Oncorhynchus nerka (sockeye salmon)
Lineage: Eukaryota; Metazoa; Chordata; Actinopteri; Salmoniformes; Salmonidae
Product: gap junction beta-4 protein-like
Exons: 2
Coding region: 321-1154 (277 amino acids)
Biological process (GO): cell-cell signaling
Cellular component (GO): connexin complex
Molecular function (GO): gap junction channel activity
Source: RefSeq, a predicted model, not a curated record
UCGAUGGUUCGUUCACGAGCCACACCUGGAUAAAUGGAACGUUGUACCGUAACGUCGUUAUGUAAAUUCCCUUGGGAAAUCUUCAUAGUUUUACUGCGCCCCACAGAUGAAAAUCUAUGUUUCUCCAUUACGAUACGAACUGCAACUUUCCCGACAGAGUUUAUGGUCCUUUCUAUAUAAAGUCAUUUUGAAGUAUCGCUGAAAGUGAAGAACACUCCAGAAUUUUACCUGAGAUCUCAACCAACAGUUGAAAUAGUUUCUCGCACUAAUUAUUCCGUAAUAACUUUCGUCAGGGAGGUAGAUUGUGAGUCAGUCUCACAAUGAACUGGGAAUUCCUCCAGAGCCUCCUCAGUGGGGUGAACAAGUACUCCACGGCGUUCGGCCGCGUGUGGCUGUCCGUUGUCUUCCUCUUCAGGGUCAUGGUGUUUGUCGUGGCAGCCGAGAAGGUGUGGGGCGAUGAGCAAAAAGACUUCACGUGCAACACGGCCCAGCCUGGCUGCCACAACGUCUGUUACGACCACUUCUUCCCUGUGUCCCACGUCCGCCUGUGGGCCCUGCAGCUCAUCUUCGUCACAUGUCCCUCUCUCCUGGUGGUAAUGCACGUAGCCUACAGAGAUGAACGUGAGCGUAAACACACACUAAAAUACGGCGAGGGCUGCCAGAAAAUCUACAUGAACACCGGUAAGAAGCGUGGAGGGCUGUGGUGGACCUACGUCCUGACCCUGGUCUUCAAGAUGACUGUGGACGCCACCUUUGUGUAUUUAAUCUACCAUAUCUACGAGGGCUAUGACUUCCCCUCCCUCAUCAAGUGUGAGCAGAAGCCCUGUCCCAACAAGGUGGACUGCUUCAUUGCUCGCCCCACUGAGAAGCGGAUCUUCACCAUCUUCAUGGUGGUCACCAGUCUGGCUUGUAUCCUGCUCUCCUUCUUGGAGAUCCUGUACCUGGUCGGGAAACGCUGUAAAGAGGUCUUCACCCGUAUUAUGCACAAGAACUCACCCUCCUCCACCAUUCAGCCACGCCAGAUGGCCAUGGCUACCUCCCUGGUGGUUGGUGGCAAGAAUGGAAUGCAGUCCAACUCAUUAAAGCUGCCCUCAAUAAAGCUACCCAGCAAGGAUACCUCAGCCCCAUCUUAUAGCGUUGUCGUGUAUGCCUGAGGUAAAGACUGGACAAAGACAUUAGAGACUGAAUGAGAGAAUGCAAAGAAGACAUAAGUUUGGAGGCAAUGGGAAAUAUCUUCCAUUUCUCUUCAGGCCCUCACUGGGCUAGAGAGUACCUCACUGCCAUUCAAGACUGUCUUCUCAUUGCCUGAGCUACAAUGGAACUGGAUAGCUCUUGACAUUCCUGGAUAAAUUGUUUACCUACCAUUCUGUCAUUGACCUGGUAAUUAAACAAAUCAAUUAGUCACUUUAAAUAAAAUAUCCAUCAUUUACAGAGGAAAGUUUCACGCUAGGGCUGGGAAAUGUAAUGUAUUCUUAUGUUAUUUGUUCGCUGUCUACCACACCUCACAACUUUACCAGUGCUAUUUUUAUGAAAGGACUCAACCAUUGCCACACUGUGCCCAUACCACUGCUGUUCUUAUGCCCUCGAGAAGUUGUUUUCCCUGUCUCAUCCUUCAUUACGAAUGGCAGAGACUGCAUCAGGCUUUGUUGUGAAAAAGAUGAAGCAAAGAGCAAUGUAUUUUCAGACAAUUAAAAAUAUGUCAUUUCUUC